UCUCAACUACGUCUACGCCUAUGCCCUCCUCGACUUCCUCCGCUCCGAGAACUGGAGCUGCAAUAAGGCUAGCAAGGCUCAUAAUCCCCUCCAACUACCGCUCUUCACGUUGGCCAGGCCGUUUCCUGCUCUGGACAGGCCAUCUCCAUAAUGCUGUGGGUCUGAUGAUCUCUGAGCUUCGUGAUCCCCUCCUGAGCGCAUUAAAAGCUGGCUACUUUAAUGCAUUUGAUUCUUCUAUCUACCGCUGCAACGCGUUCUGGUUCUUCUUGGCAGGAUUUCAAAUGGUCAUAGGUGGAAGGAUGAUGAACUUGCAUUUAUUCUCAAGCUCGAAUGAUGGAAAACAAGAAGGAGAACAGUUCCAGCAUAAGUAUUCUCAAAGCCUUAGUCAGAGAAAGCUCCCUCGAGAGGUGGGAUGGUGGCUUCUGGCCAUAGGGAUGGGUGGUGCAAUCGCCAUGCCAGCAAGUGGGUUCUAUUUAGUGGGACUGCAAGGCCUUGCCAUUCUUUUUGCACUGUAAAUAGA
Lobosporangium transversale is the source of this 520-nucleotide messenger RNA. RefSeq lists its product as hypothetical. The record is from RefSeq and is a predicted model, not a curated record. The transcript has a single exon. Lineage: Eukaryota; Fungi; Mortierellomycota; Mortierellomycetes; Mortierellales; Mortierellaceae. The coding region runs from base 21 to 515 and encodes 164 amino acids.